Alnus glutinosa is the source of this 2253-nucleotide messenger RNA. RefSeq names its product probable protein phosphatase 2C 52. Gene Ontology annotation, biological process: protein dephosphorylation. Gene Ontology annotation, molecular function: protein serine/threonine phosphatase activity. NCBI's taxonomy places the organism in Eukaryota, Viridiplantae, Streptophyta, Magnoliopsida, Fagales, Betulaceae. Bases 638 to 2053 code for a protein of 471 amino acids. The record is from RefSeq and is a predicted model, not a curated record. The transcript has 6 exons.
CCACUGACCAAUCUCCUUACCUGUCUAGGUGCUGAGAACAAAAAGGGUAAAAGGAAAAGAAUAAUUGGAACCUUAAUUAUGACUUCUCUUCGUUGAUGGGUUGUCAAGUUCAGUAACAUUUCCUUACCCAAAAAAAUAAAGAAAACCUUAUCCAAAAAAGGUUCAGUUCAAUUUGAAAAUUUUGAACCGGCUGGGUAGUUGGGUUUUUUUUUUUUUGAACACCUCUACAGUUAUAAAACCAUCUUAAAAGAUUUCUUAUCCGUCAAACGGAGAUCUGGAGCUUUAAAUAUAGAUUUAAUGUGAAAUUUUGUCACGGGAUGCAAAAAGUUCUGUUCUUGGCUCUUUGUGUUGACCUGUUUUUUGGUGCUUUUGAUGUGUUGAGCAGGAAAGUUGGUUUCAAUGUCAAUUCGCGUAACUUCCAAAGGGUUAUACAUUUGACUAAGAUAAAAUGAGGCCAGUUUUCUACGUGGAGGUGUAAAGUGGCUUGUGGUUUGAUGCUUGGGGAAUCUUUGGUGUUCGGAUGGUCUUUAUCCUUGGUUGACCACUCUAGUAAUCUCAAUUUGAGAUCUGUUCUUGCCAAGGAGAUAUUUCCCCUUAUUCACAAUUGAUGUAAUGCCAUUUUUCCGGAACUGAGCAAAUGGGGGCUUGUGUGUCAACUAGUAGUCGGAGUACUUGUAGUAGCAGGAGCAAUGGAGAUACAGUAUCUCCCUCUUGUUUUUGUGGGCAAAAAAGAACUAGGAGAACGUUCUCUGACCACGUUGUUAGCCUGCAGCAUUUACCAUCCAUACCGAACCGGAUCUUUAUGAAUGGAAAGAGCCGUGCUUCUUGCAUAUUCACGCAGCAGGGCCGCAAGGGUAUAAACCAGGAUGCCAUGAUUGUGUGGGAAGAUUUCAUGUCCGAAGAUGCGGUAUUUUGUGGUGUCUUUGAUGGACAUGGUCCACAUGGCCAUCUUGUUGCUCGAAAAGUGAGGGAUACCCUGCCGAUUAAGAUAUUAUCGUUCUUGCAUUCUUAUCAGUCAAGGCGGGAUGGGUCAAAUACAACUUGUUUCAAAGGGAAUCUAAGAUCAGAUGGUGGAGAUUCAGAGAAGGAUUGUUCAGCCGAGGAUAAAUUGAAUUCCAUAUGGAGAGAAGCUUUCUUAAAGUCAUACAAGGCCAUGGACAAAGAGCUGAGGUCUCAUCCAAAUUUGGACUGCUUCUGUAGUGGUAGCACUGCUGUUACCAUAGUGAAACAGGGGUCAAACCUUUUUAUGGGAUAUAUUGGGGAUUCUCGAGCAAUUAUGGGAUCCAAGGACAGCAAUGAUUCCAUGGUAGCAAUCCAGUUGACUGUUGAUUUGAAGCCUGAUUUACCAAGGGAGGCUGAAAGGAUUAAACGGUGUAAAGGUAGGGUCUUUGCCUUGCAAGAUGAGCCUGAAGUGCCUAGGGUAUGGUUGCCAUUCGACGAUGCGCCUGGAUUAGCAAUGGCUAGAGCAUUUGGGGAUUUCUGUUUGAAGGAAUAUGGGGUGAUCUCCAUACCUGAAUUCUCUCACCGAAUACUUACAGAGAGAGAUCAGUUCAUCGUUCUUGCUUCAGAUGGGGUUUGGGAUGUCUUGACCAAUGAAGAGGUGGUUGAGAUAGUAUCAAUGGCUCCAACCCGGUCAUCAGCCGCAAGGAUCCUAGUGGACUCGGCCGCUCGUGAAUGGAAACUCAAAUACCCAACUUCGAAGAUGGAUGACUGUGCAGUGGUUUGUUUAUUUUUGGAUGGGAAAAUGGACUCAGAGUCUGAUUAUGAUGAACAAAACUUUUCUUCUGCAACCCUUCAGAGCAAUCAUUCUGGCAAUGCAAUUGAAUCAGACGAUGGCCAGAAGUCCGAGCCAUCUCUGCAAAGGAACUUUACGGUCAGGUCAUCGGAAGAAAACGAUACUUACGGACGACUAGCUGUUGAGGCCGAGGGGAAUGGGGAAACAGUAGCAGCUGAAGAUCAAAAUUGGUCAGGUUUGGAAGGUGUCACACGAGUGAACUCGCUUGUUCAACUUCCUAGAUUUUCUGAUGACAGGCCAAACCCUGAAGUUUUGUGAUUUCUGUAGACAUGAUCGAAAUUGGGCUGGUUUUGUUGUAUUAUUACCUUGGCUUUUGCACCUUACAAAAUCCAAGAAGAAAAAAAUUUCUUGGUUGGUGGCAUUGUGUCCAAGGCUUUGUCUAUGUACAUUUGAAGGCACAGUGUUUGUUCUCUUGUACUGGCAAAAAUUUAGUGGGAAUCACUUUCAACUUUCAUCAA